CACUCGGUCGGAGGCUUCGGCAAACAUCGUCGUCCGUCGUUAAAUGAAACUCGGUCAAGGAUGGAGGAAGAGGCACGCAAGCUUCUCGAGGAAGGAAUAAUAAAGAAAUUGAUCAGUCCUGGGAAAGGAGAGCUGUCGACCUUUCCCAAUGGAACCAAGGUGGUCUUCCACUACCGCACCAGCCUGUGUGAUGGCAAAAUGCUGGAUGACUCCAGAACCAUGGGGGGCCGCAGCAAACCCAUGGAGCUCAUCUUGGGCAAGAAGUUCAAACUAGCUGUGUGGGAGAGAGUGGUCAUCACCAUGAAACAAGGAGAAGUUGCAGAAUUUACCUGUGACGAUAAGCACACAGCACUUUAUCCGCUUGUGUCCCAAUCGCUGAGAAACAUCAGUGCUGGUAAGGACCCCCUGGAAGGCCAGAGGCACUGCUGCGGCAUUGCUCAGAUCCACUCCCACCACUCUCUGGGGCACAAGGACCUGGAUCAGCUUCAGGCCAAUCAGCAGCCUCUUGUCUUUUCCAUCGAGCUGCUGGAGGUUCUGCCUCCAGGAUCGUUCCAGCUUGACGUGUGGGCUAUGACAGACGAAGAGAAACUCAAGCUUGUGCCUGAUAUCCAUGAGGAGGGCAACAUGCUUUUCAAAAAGGGCCAAAUUAAGGAAGCCACAGAGAAGUACUACAAUGGCAUUGCCUGCCUCAAAAAUCUACAGAUGAAGGAGCACCCUGGGGACGAAGUAUGGGUGAAGUUGGACCAUAUGAUCACGCCACUGCUCCUCAACUACUGCCAGUGCAAGCUACUGCAGGGCCAGUACUACGAAGUCAUCGAACACUGCUCAUCCAUAGUCUUCAAAUAUGAGGACAAUGUGAAGGCCUACUACAAGCGAGCUAAGGCCCACGCUGCAGUGUGGAAUGAGGUAGAGGCACGAGCAGACUUUGAUAAGGUGUUGGACCUGGACCCCUCUCUGGGACCGUCUAUUGCCAAGGAGCUGAAAGUCAUGGAGGAGAAGAUCCGCACCAAAGAGAAAGAGGAAAAGGGUCGCUACAAAGACCUAUUUAACUACAACGCAACGCCAGCCACUGCCACUACAGGUUGAAUCCCACAGUGGGUUGGAACAAGAGGAAGCCUGUGAAUUUCAAGAAGGAGGAGAAACAGCGCUGACUGGUGUUUUAAGUUUUCAUCCAAGCCAAAAACUGUUGCCACUCUGCCCUCCAUGGAGCACGCAAAGAUAUUCUCCCAGGAGUCAGGUCAUACACACAAAGUCACGCAUAUAUACUCAGUUACAAUUUGCAUUCCUGCCUUACUCUCCAAGUAAUAUUCAGUCCUUGAUUAAGGCAGGCUGACGUUAUCAGCUUGACUUUAACGACAGUCCAACAUCCCAGAGACCCUUGGUAUGUACUAACCAACAGCAUCAUUAUUUUAGAGCGUCAUAGUUUCCAAUCCGUAGUAAAAAUAAAUGUCAACACUCUUGGGAAAUAACUCCCUCAGUAAUGGGCUAAUACCGACAGCGUGUUACCCUGAGCAACGUGUUUCACCGGAUUUGCUGCAGAGAUUAUUUUAUUUUUUAUUAAACAAGUAGUUUAAGCAUUUUAUGUUGUCUUGCUUUCUCUGAAAUAUGUGCAGAGCUGUUUGAUCAUCCUAAAAUUACUUGUAAUGUUAGAGAUUACAAUGUAUACCUGAUAGUAAACCAAGGAGUACCUUUUUGUGCACAAGGAACAUCGUGUACUCACAUGCACACCUUUGCCCUCCACGCCAGACCCCCUCUUUGAUCUUGGUAACAGCGGCGCACUGGAAUGAGCAGACCAUUCUCCUGGCAGAUGCGACUGGGAAACCAAGCUGUCUUGUGACAAUCAUUAUACUACAAACAUGGACUUGUCCCAUCUUUGCUUUCUCCUUUGUACUUAUUUUAUAUACAUAAUACCUAUACUAUCAUAUUGCUUUUGUCAAGCUGUACUCAACAAAGCCCUCACUAUCUCCUUCACUUGCUUAUAGAGCUACUCGUCACUCUUUUUGUGAAGCAGCUGGUUGUUAGGCCAACUUUUCUGAAGUGAGAUGUUAUUGAGGUUGUGAUUAUGUAAAUGACAAUAAAUGUUUAUCCCGUUUUGCAUUUUACUUAAAUGUGUUUGUGACAGGUUGUAUUGCAUCCUGGAGUAAAAGAUGUUCUAAAUUGUUUAAAAAUAAGUUAAAUUCAGAAUUGGCUCUUUUCACCACAGCCAUUUUGAUAUGUCAUAGCAAGGUAAACACAGGUGUAAUUGAUUAAAUUAAUUAUGAUCCCAUUCAAUUUAUUGUGUCUGAGCCGUUCCAAUGAGCCAGCAUGCACAGUUCUACAAACCUAAACGGACACAUUUGAUUUUAUUAGACACCUGUGCCCUGCAAAGACGCGUAAAAGUGGAUGCUGUGAAAAUGGGCCAAUAUUCAAAGCAUAUCUAGAAUUGGUGGAUUGCCUUCCGAUGUGGCCGUGGCGAAGCCGGCGGCUAGAAGCUGUUCAUGCAAACAACCACAACAGUGCCGAGCGCUUAGUGUCAACGGAAUUAUUAGCGGUAGCCCCUGUUUGAGCUGGCCAGUGAGUGCAGAGAGUCUCUGUCAAACAUUAACAAUAAAUAAAAACAUUUUGAUUGAA
This is a messenger RNA of Cyclopterus lumpus (lumpfish), 2610 nucleotides long. It is a transcript of the gene aip, whose product is annotated as aryl hydrocarbon receptor interacting protein. Gene Ontology annotation, molecular function: protein binding; peptidyl-prolyl cis-trans isomerase activity. NCBI's taxonomy places the organism in Eukaryota, Metazoa, Chordata, Actinopteri, Perciformes, Cyclopteridae. The transcript has 7 exons. The coding region runs from base 61 to 1086 and encodes 341 amino acids. The record is from RefSeq and is a predicted model, not a curated record.